Mycena citricolor is the source of this 2430-nucleotide messenger RNA. The record is from the annotation of a GenBank genome assembly. Lineage: Eukaryota; Fungi; Basidiomycota; Agaricomycetes; Agaricales; Mycenaceae.
CAACAGCGUGCACUCAGACGGGUAUACUUACCUCUAAUAUACACAGGACGCAAAAGUCAUGCAUGCCCCAGGUCUGCAAAAAGCCGGUGCGCUUGCAGAACUACGACUCGAGUGUGUCCAUCACAGGAUGCGAUACAUAUUCUUGACAGUUCCCGUUUGCAAUCGAGUCGACGUUGUUUGCUCCCCGCUGCAAACGCACUCCCCAUCACCGGGCCGACCACCCCGCUCACACUUGUAACUACUUGUGCGGCAGUCUCACACCUACCAUCUGUGUGGAUCUGCCGUUGCCUUCACCUGUUUCGGGAAGCGGCUCAGAGUUUUAUCAUUUCAGCCGCUCAAAGGACAACAAUCCCGAGGCAAAGCGUCCCCCGGGGUCUCGAAUCACAGAUGUAUCGGGUUCUAAACGGCCCAUAACGGUUUGUAGGGCGGCGCGCUGGCAGAUGCGUGGGCGGACCUGAUACAGAACAGUGACCGGCGUAUGUAUGGCUUCUCACUGAUCAGAACCCAGCUGCUGCGACGGUGCGAUACGUGAUGCUCCCGCAAGGCGACUCGCCCCUUGUUUUCUAAGGAUGCCGGGACAAUCUUAAUCGGGAGUCAAAAUCUAGCAUUGACAUCUCACCGCCACAUCUAUUCCCAGUCUUGAUUACAACUGUCUAGUUCUUCAGCGCUUGGGUAUCUCUCAUCAGGCACGAUACAGGAUGCUUUCGGAAACUCAAUACAGAUCUCUUGUCCUUGAUGCAAGCCGGUGAACGUCCAGUUCACCUACCAUAUGUGCGACACGGCAGACCGCUUUGAUCGUUAUUGGUCGAGACUGUGCCUGCUGGGCACUUUUGUUUGUCCGUACGCAUCCAGCUGAAUGUGGAUAACCAAAAUGGGACUCCAGGAUAUAAAGGAGACAUCGACAUCCGUGUCCACUCACUUUCUAAUGGCAGACCAUAGCGAGAUGUUUCUCGUCGAAGCUAUCGAGAAUCGCAUCCCGGACCGUGCCGCUCUGGCGGCUAAGCUUCUCAUCCAGCACCGCGAAGUGAUUGUCGGCGAAGUCUCUGUGCAGAAUAUCAUGCAUGGCAUGCGCGGACUGGCGAGCAUCUUGUGGGAGGUCUCCGAAACAAGCGCUCUCGGGGUCAAAUACCACGGCAAGACCAUCCAGGAGCUGUCCGAAGAGUUGCCCAAGUGGCCGGGCUCAACUGAAAUGUCUCCCGAGGCUGUGACAUGGUUCCUCUACACCGCACGGGUGCCCAGCGAAUCUCAGCUCAAAGCCUUUGCGGCGGAUAUCGCUUCUCGUAAACUCUCGUCUGCAGCCGAAGCUUUCUGCGAUGCGCUUCCUCGGACAAUCCCUUCAGAGUCCCAGAUCAUAAUGGUUCUAGCGUUCUUGUCAGGAUCAUCCCAGUUUUCUGCAGCGCUUGCCAAGGGAGUGAGGAAGGAGGAUAUCUGGAAGCACACGCUUGAGGAUGCGCUCGACUUCAUGGCCAUGUUUCCUGCCAUUGUCGCCCGGGUUUACACCAACAUCCACGGCAUCGAGCGGCAGGGGACUCUCUCUGACGCCGAUCUUGCCCAGAACUUUGCUCGACAAAUCGGUCGGGGAGAAGACACAGAUUUCAUCGAGUUCAUCCGACUGUCGUGGUCUCUUUUCCAAGAUCACGGAGCGAAUGUCUCGGCCCAUGCGAUGCGUCUUGUGGGGUCUGCAUGGGCCGACACUCCACUCGCCAUUGCCUCUGGCUUGAUCGGGGGGACAGGGCCCCUCCACGCCAAGGCCAUCUCAGACUCGAUGAACUUCAACUUGGGCAUGCUCUCUGCGUUGGGACCGGACGCAUCCAAAGCCGAGAUCACUGCUUACGCCCGCAAGCAUCUGCUGGCAGGAAAGAUCAUUCCUGGGUACGGUCAUGCUCUCCUCCGGGUCGUUGACCCUCGACUUGUCAUCAUGGAGCGUUUCCUCGACAAUCAUCCGUCUGCUGAUCCCAAGGCUCGGCCAUUCUUGCAUCUGAUUCGACUCGCCAGCACAGUCGUCCCAGAUCUGCUCAAGGGCCGGGCUACCAACCCCCAUCCGAAUGCCGAUGCGCUGAGCGGGAGCAUUCUGUUUGCGUACGGGAUGAAGGCCGACUUUCUUCUUUCUUUCUUCGCGUGCAGCCGCGUGAUGGGGAGUCUUGCCCAACAGGUGUGGGAUCGAGCGCUGGGUCUUGCUAUGGAACGACCGCUUAGCGUGACGAUGGACGAGCUCUUGCUGAAGGUCCAAAGCCCCAAGCAAGACGUCGUGGCUCGGACCUCGCCAACCACCGCUUUAAUGCUCAGCUUCACCGGCAACUAUGUUUUCGUUGUGCGGAGAUGGGUCAAGUUAUGGCUAUGGAAGACCAGGAUGGUCAUGGGUAGAUGAACAGACUCUAGACUAGGUAUUUCUUGAACCAAUCCACAACUUGAUGUGCCGCUUUGUCCCGU